UCCGCCCCGCGCUGUCGGAGGUUUGCGAAUACCCAGAGAGGAUAACACGCUCUACCGGGGAAGCUCCACGCUGCUCCGUGAAGCUGAAUGGAAAGAGAGUAGCGGGCUGAAAGCCAGGAGGGGUUAAACCUACCGCAUCACCUUGUAGCAAAGCGCGGUGUGAGCGGCAACGGUGCGACUCCUCGAGCCGGCGUGCGACACCGCUACGCGCAGUUGUGUCGGGCGCAAACAAGGGAAUGACAUAAACAUCCCCAGAGAUGGUUUACCACCCGCGGGGGCUUUCAGAGACACUGCUGCUGCUUCUGUGAGCACUUUUGUGUCCUAAAACUGUACAGACGAAAGGCGGGAUUACGGAAAGUGCUUCUUCUUCUUCUUCUUCUUCUUCUUCUUCUUCUUCUUAUCAGCAAAGGGAUUAAUUAUGCCGGACCAAAUCACGGUUUCAGAGUUUGUGGCAGAGACGAAUGAAGAUUAUAAAUCGCCGACUGCCUCGAACUUCACCACCAGGAUGUCCCACUGCAGGAACACAGUGGCUGCCCUGGAGGAGGCUCUGGAUGUGGACCGCAGUGUUCUGUACAAAAUGAAGAAGUCUGUGAAGGCCAUCUACACGUCUGGUCUGGCCCAUGUAGAGAACGAGGAGCAGUACACUCAGGCCCUGGAGAAGUUUGGAGAAAACUGUGUGUACAGAGAUGAUCCUGAUCUGGGUUCAGCUUUCCUCAAGUUCUCUGUCUUCACCAAGGAGCUCACUGCGCUCUUCAAAAACCUGUUCCAAAACAUGAACAACAUCAUCACCUUUCCUCUGGACAGCCUGCUGAAAGGAGACCUGAAGGGAGUCAAAGGGGAUCUUAAAAAGCCUUUUGAUAAAGCCUGGAAGGACUACGAAACAAAAGUAACCAAGAUAGAGAAGGAGAAGAAGGAGCACGCGAGGCAGCACGGGAUGAUCAGGACGGAAAUCAGUGGGGCGGAAAUCGCUGAGGAGAUGGAGAAGGAGAGAAGGUUCUUCCAGCUGCAGAUGUGCGAGUAUCUCCUCAAAGUCAAUGAGAUUAAAAUCAAGAAGGGGGUGGACCUGCUGCAGAACCUCAUCAAGUACUUCCACGCACAGUGCAAUUUCUUUCAGGACGGUUUGAAAGCUGUGGACAACCUGAAACCUUCCAUAGAAAAACUGGCCACAGAUCUGCACACGAUUAAACAGGUGCAGGAUGAGGAGAGGAAGCAGCUGACUCAGUUACGAGAUGUCCUCAAGUCAGCGCUACAGGUGGAGCAGAAGGAGGAUUCACAGGUGCGGCAGAGCACCACCUACAGCCUGCACCAGCCGCAGGGUAACAAGGAGCACGGCACGGAGCGCAGCGGGUACCUGUACAAGAAAAGUGACGGGUUGAGGAAAGUGUGGCAGAAGAGAAAGUGCACGGCAAAGAACGGAUACCUAACCAUCUCACACGGCACAGCUAACCGGCCGCCGGCUAAACUCAACCUGCUCACCUGCCAGGUGAAGCACAAUCCUGAGGAGAAGAGAAGCUUUGACCUCAUAUCCCACGACAGAACGUAUCACUUUCAGGCCGAGGACGACCAGGACUGUCAGAUCUGGAUCUCGGUGCUGCAGAACAGUAAGGAGGAGGCGUUGAAUCAGGCCUUCAAAGGCGACCAGCAUGUCGGCGAGAACAACAUCGUGCAGGAGCUGACCAAGGCGAUCCUCGGAGAGGUCAAGAGGAUGACGGGAAACGACGUGUGCUGUGACUGCGGAGCGCCCAACCCCACGUGGCUGUCCACCAACCUGGGCAUCCUCACCUGUAUUGAAUGCUCAGGGAUCCACAGGGAGCUGGGUGUCCAUUACUCCAGGAUCCAGUCCCUCACUCUGGAUGUACUCAGCACUUCAGAGCUCUUGCUGGCCAAGAAUGUGGGGAAUGCAGGCUUUAAUGAAAUCAUGGAGGCUUGUUUAAGUGCUGAAAAUGUGGUGAAACCCAACCCAGCCAGUGACAUGCAGGCGAGGAAGGACUUCAUCACCGCCAAAUACACUGAGAAACGCUUCGCCAGGAAGAAGUGUCCCGAUGCGACGUCGCGGCUCCACACAUUGUGUGACGCAGUGAAGGCCCGGGACAUCUUCUCCCUCAUUCAGGUCUACGCAGAGGGAGUUGACCUCAUGGAGCCCAUUCCUCUGGCCAACGGACACGAACAAGGGGAGACGGCCCUUCAUCUCGCAGUCAGACUGGUGGAUAGAACGUCUCUUCACAUCGUCGACUUCCUCACUCAGAACAGUUUGAACUUGGAUAAGCAGACAGUCAAAGGCAGCACAGCACUGCACUACUGCUGCCUGACCGACAACAGCGAGUGUCUGAAGCUGCUGCUGCGGGGGAAGGCCUCCAUAGAGAUCGCUAAUGAGGCCAGGGAGACGCCGCUGGAUAUCGCUCGGAGGCUCAAACACCUACAGUGCGAAGAGCUGCUGAACCAAGCACUGGCAGGGAAAUUCAACGCCCACGUCCAUGUUGAGUAUGAAUGGUGCCUGCAGCAUGAAGACUUGGAUGAAAGUGAUGAAGAUCUGGAUGAGAAGCCCAGCCCCCAUCGCAGAGACGAGCGGCCGGUCAGCUGUUACACCCCGAGCAGCAACUCCCAUCUCCAGACCAGCCAGGGCCCAGCGGGCCGUGAUGCCGCCGGCCUCGCCAAGGACAAGCAGCGCAGCUUCAUGCCCAACCUGGUCAACAACGAGACCUAUGGCACCAUCCUCAACACCAACCCGCCUCAGCCCGCCACCACCUCUGCUCCUCCCCUGCCCCCGAGGAACCUGGUCCAGUUAUCCGGUCUGGGGGGGAUUGGUCAAUCUUCAGCGUCCAGCAGCUGGAAGCCCGGUUCUUUAGACCUGGUUGGCCGACAGAGGUCGUCCUCAGACCCCCCCAACAUGCACCCACCUGUCCCACCCAUGAGACUCACUUCAACCGGAGGUCUGGGUCCUGCUCCUGUCGCGAAGAUGGAGACCAUGAGCAUACAGUCCAAGUCGAGCCAAGGACCAGCGGGGUCCAGAGCAGUGCCACCGAAAUCUCCAGCAGGCAAUGAUAAAAGCUUCAACCGAGGGCCCCUAAAUCGAACACAAUCUAUCGAAAGACCGGCUAAGGAAGUGCCAGGAUGCCCCCAGAACUCCAUUGGUCAAUCUCUGCCUCCAGCCCCCAUGCCGAGGAAGGCCUACCCCAAGCAGAGGCCAAAGCGAGUGAAAGCCAUCUACAACUGCGUAGCCGACAACCCAGACGAGCUGACCUUCUCUGAGGGUGAGGUGAUCGUGGUGGACGGAGAGGAGGACCAGGAGUGGUGGCUGGGCCACAUCGAAGGCGAUCCGAUGAGGCGGGGAGCCUUCCCGGUCACGUUCGUACACUUCAUCGCCGACUGAACAGUUCCUCUCUGGGUCUCAGGAAGCGUCACGGGACGCGGCGUGCCCCUUUCACCCGCCUGUGUCUGCCAGCCAGCAAAACCUCCACCAUCAUCCCCCGCGUUUGUCGUCGACAUCGUCACUGGCCUCAUCAGCAAGCUUGUUAUAGCGUCACAGCUGUAUCAUCACCUCGGCUGCAGAUGUGUGUGGGCGUCAUCAUGCCCAGGCUUUGGCCAGAAAGUCUGGGCGUCGCUCCUCGUGAGGACUGUAUGUGGUUUUAAUGCUUGCUGUUAAUGUUUCUGAAAAAGACUCUUUAAGAUUAAAAAAAAAAACGAUGAUUGUAGUGAACAACCUCUCGCAAUAAAAUGCACUUUCCUUGUCUUUAUCCUUGUUACAACUGAGACGACAUGUGACAUAAUGAAGGUUAUAUGUACAGUAUUCAUUUCAUCCGUUUUCUGCUCAGCUGCAUUGUACAGGCAGUCCUGAAACAGUACAGAGAAGACAAAAGCAAUGUAUUUUAUCUUACUAACAACUGUAAAUGUGAACAUAGUCAACACGCGCGCAUUCCACCUCUGUUCAUGAGCCGUUUUAAAUGCCUCCUGCAUGGAGGUUUUUCUAAUGGUGCUAAAAUAAACCUGGAAUAUGCUAGAAGCUGCACCCCAGGGAGCGCUCCCCUGUUCCCGUUUCAAAGACGAGACUGCCGUGGAAGGGGGUGAAUGUAAAAAUAGCCUCCAACUCAUCACACCUGCGAGAAACACACUUUCUCAAAGGUGUGUGGAGUGAAAGAGCUGCAGAGGAGUUCCACGUCAGCCACCUUCUGCGAAUGCUUCUCCACACAAAGAGUACACGCUGCCUGUACUAGUUCAUAGAUGAUUUUUGUACAGCGACACUCUUAGUUCUUCCUCCUCUGCUGUUUUAAGUCAAACGAUGAGGCCGACUGGAGCUGCAGCAGCCAGUAAUUACCUUUAUGCUGAGUCUGACACGUCAGGCAGUCGUUGCCUGUCAUCUGCCUGACUGGGGGGAUAGGAAGUGUUUGUGUGCGUGUCUCGUCUGCACAGAAUAAGCUGAGAAGGGAAACUGAAGUAAGAGGAUAUAAAGAAAAAAGCGUGGGAAUGUCAUGAGGCAGCUCCGUGACUUUUGUUGCUUCCUCUGGCCUUUGAGGGGCUGAUUUUUGAGCUCUCUCAUCUUUCUGUGUACAACCAGACAUAAAGAGAAAGGAAUAUUCUUCCUACAGCUUAAUACUCUCAUAUCUGGGGUCCUAUAAUGUAGAGAGAUGAGUUUAUCUAAUAGUGUUAUCAAAGAGAUAUAAAAUAUUCAAUUUAAUUAACUUCAUUUUGGUUGCAGAGCAACUUUCUGUCUGUUCAUAAUGUUGAUAUUUAGGCAUUAAACCUGAAGCCAGAGCCUUCCAUGCAUUUGUCACUGACCAGAGGAGAAGCAUGUGAAUCUUAGCUGAUCCGCUCUCUUCAUUGUGUUUAAUAUGAACUCACUGGAACAGGAAGAUUUAAUAAUCUAUUCGUGUAAAUAGAUUUGGUUUUGUUUUGUUGAUAUUUAAAUGUUAAAAAAAAAGAAGUUAACCUGGGCAGUAAAUGUCUUUUAAUGCGCUGUGGUGAUGAGCAGUUACAGAUAUGACCUCAGCUGGACGUGUGUGUGUGUGUGUGUGUGUGUGACUGGGAAAAUAAACUUCAUUCAUUCUCAUUAACCGUCUGUGGAUCACUGCAUCGACUCUUAACUCUAUUGUACAAGUAAACGGAAAAAU
This is a messenger RNA of Chelmon rostratus (copperband butterflyfish), 5105 nucleotides long. It is a transcript of the gene asap2a, whose product is annotated as ArfGAP with SH3 domain, ankyrin repeat and PH domain 2a. The transcript has 28 exons. Gene Ontology annotation, biological process: positive regulation of GTPase activity. The coding region runs from base 419 to 3370 and encodes 983 amino acids. Gene Ontology annotation, cellular component: cytoplasm. The record is from RefSeq and is a predicted model, not a curated record. Gene Ontology annotation, molecular function: protein binding; GTPase activator activity. NCBI's taxonomy places the organism in Eukaryota, Metazoa, Chordata, Actinopteri, Chaetodontiformes, Chaetodontidae.